Molecule: messenger RNA, 1258 nt
Organism: Vigna unguiculata (cowpea)
Lineage: Eukaryota; Viridiplantae; Streptophyta; Magnoliopsida; Fabales; Fabaceae
Product: translocation protein-like protein
Biological process (GO): post-translational protein targeting to membrane, translocation
Cellular component (GO): endoplasmic reticulum; endoplasmic reticulum membrane
Source: RefSeq, a predicted model, not a curated record
GAUUCAGAAGAGUGUGAAUAAAAUGUUAGAAAAAUAGGAGAGAGAGAAAGAGUAGGGUAACAGAGACAAGAAAAUGAAGAAGUCUUCGGGAGGCGCAGGUGACAAGAAGAGGCCCCGACGCUCCUCCGCACCAGAUCCCGCCUCCGACGUCCCUCCUAGGAAACAAGCUGUCAAGAAAGAUGUGUUCCAGGUGUUUGCUGAGAAGGUUAGAGACCACAAGGAAUUGGUUUCGAGAUGGGCUGUUCUACAGGAGACUCGUGUUGAGUAUUUUAGAGGGAAGGAUUUUGUGAGCUUCUUGAAAAACAAUCCGGAGCUCAAGGAUAUUCUAGAAUCAGAUAGGAAUUUAGAGACAGAGGAGAUUGCCAACAUUCUACUUGGGAAAAAUCUUUUAGUGCGCUGUGAUCGUGUUGUAAAAACUGUUCGUCCUGGGAAGAAAAAGUUGUCUACCUGGCCUGCUCAUUUGGAAAUUUUCCCUGAACAAGCAUUUUCUGAAAAUGAUGCUUUCUUUGCAUGGACGUUUGCAAAACGCCAUCCACUUUGGCAGACACUCCUCUCAUUUUUCUGGCCUGUGUUAACGUUGGCUAUAUGCUUAUUCCCCGUGUACCCUCAUCGCUGCAAGCUAUUGAUACUUUACUCAUGUGCUGGGAUCCUUUUCCUCAUCCUAUCUGUACUUUUAAUAAGAGGUGCAAUAUUUGGCGUUUUAUAUAUCACUCUUGGAAAGCGAAUCUGGUUUUUCCCUAACAUCCUUGCCGAGGAAGCAACACUUCGGGAGUUGUUUAGAUUUUGGCCUAAGAAAGAUGAAGAGGAGAAGCCCAAGUGGACAACGAGACUUUUCUAUGCUGGGGUAGCUGUGCUGUUCAUAUUAUUGCUGAGGCAUCAUGCACCUGAUGAAGCUGCCAGAGCAAGGUACCACAAGAGGGUAUCUAACAUCAUUGACGAUGUUCUUGAAUGGUCUCCAACUUUAGCCUUGUCUGGGAUGAUGGAUAAACAACAAAAUGUGGCUAAUGCCACUGGGUCUGCUGAUACUAGCAAAACUGGAGCAGAGCAUGCAGAUGAUGUUGAUGAUGAAAAUAAUUUCAUGGGACAAUAUAAUAAUACCGAAGAUGUGAUAGAUGAUGUGGAUGAUGAUAAACAGCAUGAUUAAAGGUUAAUCAUAUAUACCUAAAUGAAAUAUAUGUAGUGACUAGUUCACAAUUUUCCUUUUGAGUGUAAAAGUACCAUGUAUGAAAUAAUAACAUAAAAGUGGUUCGCUUUCAAA